CGCCAUCUAUAGAAUGAAUGUUCAAUAUACGUACGACGUACCAAGAAUUGAAGGUGAUUUGUUGUCAACAUGGCGUUUGGCUUUUAUUCGCUCUUAGAAGCAGGACUUUUAAUUAUAAAUGCAAUUGCCGUUUUACAUGAAGAACGAUUUUUAAGUAAAGUUGGAUGGGGUAGUGAUCAGAGUACAGGGGGUUUUGGUGAGGAGCCUGGAAUGAAAGUACAACUUAUUAAUCUUAUAAAAUCCAUUCGGACAGUAAUGAGAGUUCCCUUAAUAUUUGUAAAUGCUGUUACAAUAGUACUGAAAUUGGUGUUUGGAUAGCAGAUUGUGACUUCAUCCCAUCCCACAUCAACAGUAAUGAAAACAACAGCUUCAUCCGUUUGUUUGACCAGUCUUGAGAGCACCCUCCAGUAGUGGAUACAAAAAUAGAGAAGGACUAAGCAGUGAUUCCAUAAAUCUUAUUAACUUUGCAUUAAUUUAUUUUAAUGAACUAAAAUUGCACUGUUUUCAUUUAAUGAUAUUUGCUCAACAGACCAUACUUGCACUGCCAUAUGUUUUUCUUGACUUUAUACAAUGGUUGGAAAUCUGCUACUGUAGGUUCAGCAAUCCCUAAUACAUAAGAAAGAGGAUAACAAGAGAACAGAAUGUUUAUUUUCAGUAUAUAAAAUUUAAAAAACUAAAGAUGCUAAUAAUAGUUGAGAGGGGUUUUUUUAAAAUUUAAUCUAAUAAGCGAACUUCUAUUUACAAGUACUAUACCUGCAUUAGUGCCCUCGGUUUUGCUGCAUUAAGCAAUAGAAAAAAAGGCUUCCGACUUGAGUUAUAGUAAUUGAAAGUGACUAUCUCUUAAUUGCAAAGUAAUGAAGUUCCAGGACCCCUCACACAAGGACUUGACAGCUGUUGGCUACAGUACUAUAUGAUGGAAGGGGAUUCCCCUCUUAAGUCCUUCAUCUAUUUGCUAUACUCAACAGUUGAUACUACAGUACAUUUACCUAAAAAAAUGUGUAUUAAAUAUCAGAUAACCUUUCAAUUUCUAAUGGUAUAAUGGUGUUUUUAUGUACCUUAAACAUGAAUUAUAUUUUACUAUAUAUUUUAGUAAACUAUCAUAUUUCCUUUUUA
This is a messenger RNA of Anneissia japonica, 1113 nucleotides long. RefSeq names its product immediate early response 3-interacting protein 1-like. NCBI's taxonomy places the organism in Eukaryota, Metazoa, Echinodermata, Crinoidea, Comatulida, Comatulidae. Gene Ontology annotation, cellular component: Golgi membrane; endoplasmic reticulum membrane; COPII-coated ER to Golgi transport vesicle. The coding region runs from base 70 to 318 and encodes 82 amino acids. Gene Ontology annotation, biological process: endoplasmic reticulum to Golgi vesicle-mediated transport. The record is from RefSeq and is a predicted model, not a curated record. The transcript has 3 exons.